UUCUAUCGUCGAGUACGUUCCUGUGCAGUUCGAUCGUAGAAGUCUGUCAUGCCGCCGAAAGCUAGUGGUAAAGCUGUGAAGAAAGCCGGAAAGGCUCAGAAGAACAUCAGCAAGGCUGAUAAAAAGAAGAAGAGGAAGAGGAAGGAGAGCUAUGCGAUCUACAUCUACAAGGUGUUGAAGCAGGUCCAUCCUGACACCGGAAUCUCCAGCAAGGCUAUGAGCAUCAUGAACAGCUUCGUUAAUGAUGUUUUCGAGCGUAUCGCGGCCGAAGCGUCGCGACUGGCUCAUUACAACAAACGCUCCACGAUUACAUCCCGGGAGAUUCAAACUGCUGUGCGACUUCUGUUGCCUGGUGAAUUGGCGAAACACGCAGUCAGUGAGGGAACGAAGGCGGUUACCAAGUACACGAGUUCCAAGUGAAUUCCCAGCGACAGAACGGCCCUUCUCAGGGCCACCAAUAAUAUAACGUUUGAUAACUCUUGUAUCGCAAAACAUUUAGUAUUUUAUACAUCUCGAGCUUAUAAAUUUUGACUAAAUAGGAAUUUGUUUUAAAAAUAACUUCAGGUAAUUGUAGAAAUUACUUUCGUAUUCCUUUACUUCUUGCCUAUAUAUACACGAUCUUUGUAAGACUCUAACCUCUUCUAUCACAUUUUUUCCAGAAGUUUAUGUCCAAAAAAGAUAGUCUUUUUUUGUAGUAUAAUGCAUACAGGUCGUAUAUAUCUUUAAUCCAUUUCUCUUUGUAGUCUACCUCUUUGUCUUCUUCCAUCUGACUUUCCUUACAUAGUUUUUCUGAAUCUCAGUCGGUCACGAUCGGAUAUUCUGAUUAUCUUGUUCUUUCACUUGUAAUACCUAUGCUAUAUUUAGUUCUACAUAGGAAAUAAAUAUAAAUGUAAACAUGGAAA
Ooceraea biroi (clonal raider ant) is the source of this 902-nucleotide messenger RNA. Its product is annotated as histone H2B. Gene Ontology annotation, molecular function: DNA binding; protein heterodimerization activity; structural constituent of chromatin. The record is from RefSeq and is a predicted model, not a curated record. NCBI's taxonomy places the organism in Eukaryota, Metazoa, Arthropoda, Insecta, Hymenoptera, Formicidae. Gene Ontology annotation, cellular component: nucleosome.